Molecule: messenger RNA, 543 nt
Organism: Fusarium oxysporum Fo47
Lineage: Eukaryota; Fungi; Ascomycota; Sordariomycetes; Hypocreales; Nectriaceae
Product: RNase H1/viroplasmin domain-containing protein
Exons: 3
Coding region: 1-543 (180 amino acids)
Source: RefSeq, a predicted model, not a curated record
AUGGGGAACCCUAAGAAGAGUAAAAAGUAUUAUGCAGUCAUUGAAGGGCAUAUUGACAAGCGUACUAUCUUCUCAUCUUGGGCACAUGCACACCCGCGAGUGACUGGUUGUCCUUCUAAGCAUAGGGGCUUCUACACAGUUUAUGAAGCACGAAUAUAUAUGGAACUAAUGGGAGUGGACUAUAUCGAACAAUUGAUCGACGAUGGAACAGAAAAAACGGCACCCUUGCUUGACCCACGUAACCAUUAUGCCGUCGCUAAUGGUCCCAAGCCUGGUAUUUAUCCAUUCUGGGAUGGACCCGGAGGAGCCAAAGAGGCCGUAGAACAAGUUUCUUUUGCUUGCCACAAAUCGUUUAGAACAUAUAAAGAAGCACAAGAGUUUAUUGAUCAUUGGAAUAACACUUAUAUGGACGGAUCGCAGAAGAUUCAAAGUAUGGGACCAACUUUUGAGACAAGGUCGGAUAACUGUCAAGCAGUUUUCCGAGGGCAGAUGUCUUUGUGCGAAUCAUUAGAAGCCUUAAUCAUUAAAGAGGAGCACGAAUAG